Molecule: messenger RNA, 2453 nt
Organism: Anarrhichthys ocellatus (wolf-eel)
Lineage: Eukaryota; Metazoa; Chordata; Actinopteri; Perciformes; Anarhichadidae
Product: mucin-13-like
Exons: 13
Coding region: 65-1480 (471 amino acids)
Source: RefSeq, a predicted model, not a curated record
UCCAGUCAUAGCCCUCUCUGGCUUUCUUGCUUGUGGUGAGGUUUUGUCAGUCAGUUAUUUUCCAAUGGCUCCAGAAUUCAAACUGUUCUUUGUCCUUUGGCUAGUUGUGGCCUGUGUUGCUGGACAAUCUACAGCAGCUACAGAUACGACUACUACAAGUGUAGCAUCUACAGCAGCUACAGAUACGACUACUACAAGUGUAGCAUCUACAGCAGCAACAGGUGCGACUACUACAAGUGUAGCACCUACGACCACAAAGCUUCCAGAUCCUUGUGAUGGAAACCCAUGCUACGAUGGGAGCACCUGUGAGGAUCGUAGCAAUCAAACCUUUGAAUGCGUGUGUUUCGCUGGUGAUGACUAUAAUUAUGACUUGAAAAGUUGUGUGAGUGCCAAAGUUUUCCCUGGACAACUAGACCUGCCUAACUUACGAUACCAUCAAAACAUGACUACCAAGACAUCACCAGAAUUCCAAAAGGCUUCGAUUCAAAUUAAUGACGAGCUGUCGGUUAUUUUCAAGAAUUAUUCUUUCUCUCGAUCUACAGUGCUGGAAUUCAGAGAGCUGUCCACUCGUAAAGUUAUGUCAAGAUCAGAGGAUGGGGUCAGUGCAACUGUAGAUAUCAUCUUCCAUGUAAAUUCUGACAUCGCAACCGCAGAAGUUGUGGAGAAGUUGACAGAUCCCAGCAAAUGUACUGUGGACUGUCACCUGGCAAAUGCAUCGUUUCAUGAGACAGACCUGUGUCUUAAGAAUCCCUGUGAUAAGGAUACUACAUCAUGCCUAUGGCAAAAUGGAUCUUACAACUGUACCUGUUUGCAACAAUUCAUUGAGACGGACUUCAGUCGCAGAAUAUGCACUGCUUGUCCUAAUGGUCAACAAGUUGGCGACUCAAAAAUAUGUGUCGAUUGUUCCUUUGGUUAUUCUGGUGUUGACUGCCAAGAUUCAUGGCUGCAGACGUUGGUCAUCGUCAGCUCCGUGCUCGGGAUACUGCUGCUCAUCGCACUCAUUCUUCUGCCUAUAUUGGCAAGCAGAUCCUCAAAGAAGAGCUCCAAGAAGGACACAAAUGCAGACAUGGGGAAGCCUGCCAAGCAACCAUUGGUUAACGGCAACCUAGCUCAAAGCCAGGGUGCCCGGUGGGCAGCCCGUGGGCCAGCCAACGGGUCGUCAGCCUUUGCCAAUGCUGGGGUGCCUAGGAUCCCAAGGGCCACAACCACAAACAGCUGGGACAGCAGAAGCAACCUGGAGAUGACUCCGAGCAACAGUCGACAAAACCUGAUCCCUGUGGGGAGGAACCCGCGGCUCUACAACGACCAAGAUGACAUGAACCCAAAUGCUCAGGUUCGACCCCAAAGCAACCUCUAUGCUCAGGCUCGCCCCCUGAACAACCCCUAUGCCCAGAGUCCACCUCAAACCAACCCGUAUGCUCAGAGCCAAGGCCACAGCAACUCUCACUACACGCACGAUAAUGGAAGUCGGUUCAAUUAAUAGGAAAGCACAACGGUUUAUCCUACAGUGACAUUUGCCCAGAUCAACAACUGGCUGGAGUUUUGUUGGAAACACCUCAGAAUUCUUCUUUUUCAUCUUUUUUGCUCAGAUAACCGAAUAUCAUUAAUACACCAAAGUCAGAGUUUUAUAAACGGAAGCAAAAUGGUUGCAUAGGUCUUGUGCAAUGUCUGAAGAAAUAAAUAAAUAAAUCAUUCCUGUCCUUUGUAAAAUUUAAGAAUAUGUUAUACACUGUAAGUCUUUUCCAAGGUUUCUAUUAUAUAUUUUGAUUGUUGAUCAAUUUAAAUAUUACUCUCUUAAGAAUGUCUAAUUGUUAAAUGGCAUUGAAACCCAGAAAUGAUGUGUUGUUUGAUAUCAUUCUCUUGCCCAGAUUAUGUCUCACUCAUUUAUGAAUUUACAGGUAAUCAUUUUGUAUGUAAUAUGUGUUAUGUUUAUGAUGAGUCACAAUUUUCUGUUGCGCUCAGUUUUCUUUUCAUAGAAUUUGAUGAGUUAUUCCUCCAAAUUAGGGCAUGUUAGAUCCCUCUAUGUAUUUUAGUAUCAUUUGUGUAAAAUGUUUACAAUAAAAUUGUUUGAUGUUAUACUGAGAGUAUAUUCUACAGUAAUCGUCUUGAGUUGAAAGCAUAUCAAAAGUGUCAGUUUUAAAUGCAUUCUAACAAAUUAUUUGUCAGUAACAUGCAACAACAGAUGAACAGAGACUACAUGCACAGUCAGAAAAACACCCGAUUUUAAGCCUCAGUGGCUGGCAACACCAAUCUGAUUUGUUGAAUUGCUGAGAGUAUAUUUUGUUUAUUUUUAACCACUUUCAUGUCCAAAUGAUACCAAACUGUUAUUCAACAGGAAUAAAAUAAAACAGUAAUAUUUACAAAUGAGUUAUAUAUACCACUUACUGUAUUGUAUUAGUUUGUCCUUGUCACUCAUAUCUAUAUGAUUUUAACCAUAAAACAUUUAAAAACCA